AUGACUAAAGCAUUGGCUGGAGGGGUUAUUAGGGAUGAGAAUGGAGUUUAUAAAGGUUCAGCUCAAACAAGAGGGAAACGAGUUCAAGAUGCUUUAGAAAGCGAGUUACAAGGGAUCCUAAUGACACUACAACAUUGCUGGAGUUUGGGAUAUGAUCAGAUUAUAAUUGAAAGUGAUUGUCAAAAGGCAAUAGACAUCCUCAACAAUAAGAAGCUACAUUUUGGAUACUAUAACUGGAUCAGAGACAUUAGAUGGUGGGCAAGGAAAUUCCAAAAUUUCGGAUUUCAGUGGCUUAGUAGGAAUGUAAACAAAGUUGAUGAUGGCAAAACAGGUUGA
Molecule: messenger RNA, 336 nt
Organism: Brassica napus (rape)
Lineage: Eukaryota; Viridiplantae; Streptophyta; Magnoliopsida; Brassicales; Brassicaceae
Exons: 1
Coding region: 1-336 (111 amino acids)
Molecular function (GO): RNA-DNA hybrid ribonuclease activity; nucleic acid binding
Source: RefSeq, a predicted model, not a curated record